Messenger RNA from Cinclus cinclus, 7108 nucleotides. Its product is annotated as multidrug resistance-associated protein 1. Bases 78 to 4583 code for a protein of 1501 amino acids. NCBI's taxonomy places the organism in Eukaryota, Metazoa, Chordata, Aves, Passeriformes, Cinclidae. Gene Ontology annotation, molecular function: ATP hydrolysis activity; glutathione transmembrane transporter activity; ABC-type xenobiotic transporter activity. Gene Ontology annotation, biological process: glutathione transmembrane transport; xenobiotic transport. Gene Ontology annotation, cellular component: basolateral plasma membrane. The transcript is spliced from 31 exons. The record is from RefSeq and is a predicted model, not a curated record.
CCCGCCGCCGCUCGGGCAGGAGAGCUGCGGACGGGGGAGCGCUGCCGCGGAAGCCUGCGGUCGCGUCGCCGCGCUCCAUGGGGAUCGAGAGCUUCUGCAGCGCGGACGCUUCCGAGCCCUUCUGGGAUUGGAAUCUGACAUGGCACACAGAAGAUCCAGAUUUCACCCCGUGCUUUCAGAACACAGUCCUGGUGUGGAUUCCUUGUGUUUACCUGUGGCUCUGCUUCCCAGUGUACUCCCUGUACCUCCGCCGUCAUGACAGGGGGUACAUCCAAGUGUCCAACCUCAACAAAGCCAAGACGGCUUUGGGUUUAAUACUCUGGAUAGUCUGCUGGGCAGACCUUUUCUACUCUUUCUGGGAAAGAAGUCAAAAUAUUUUUCGAGCUCCGUUUUUUCUCAUUAGCCCUACAAUUUUGGGUAUAACAAUGUUGCUGGCCACAUUUUUAAUACAAUAUGAAAGAAUAAAAGGAGUACAGUCUUCAGGUGUAAUGACGAUUUUCUGGUUCAUCUCAUUGUUAUGUGCCACAGUGAUUUUUAUAUCCAAAGUAAAACAUGCCUUAAAUAUGGGUGCUGAUGAGGAUGCAUUUCGUUAUGCCACCUUCUGCAUCUACUUUGUCCUGGUGUUAGUAGAGCUCAUCCUGUGUUGUUUUCCAGAGCAACCACCUUUGUUUUCUGAAACAGUAAAUGAUCCUAAUCCAUGUCCAGAGUUCAGUGCUUCUUUCCUCUCCAGAAUCACAUUCUGGUGGAUCACUGGGUUGAUGAGUCAGGGUUAUCGGAGCCCUUUGGAAGCCAAGGAUUUGUGGUCAUUAAAUAAAGAGGACAAAUCAGAGGAAAUAGUGCCAGGUUUGGCUAGAAAUUGGGCAAAAGAAUGGUCAAAGACCAAGAGGCAACCACUAAACAUGCUGUAUGCGCCCAAAAAGCAGCAAAAAUCAGGUGACUCAAAUGCUGAUGUGACAGAAGAGGUUGAAGCUUUGAUUAUAAAACCAUCUCAGAAGAGCUCUGAAGCAUCUUUAUUCAAGGUGUUAUACAAAACCUUUGGACCAUACUUUCUCAUGAGCUUCCUUUUUAAAGCUGCACAUGAUCUCUUGAUGUUUUCAGGCCCGGAAAUUCUGAAAUUGCUGCUCAACUUUGUAAACAACAAAGCUGCCCCAAACUGGCAAGGCUACUUUUAUACAGUGCUGCUGUUUGUUUGUGCCUGUCUUCAGACACUGAUUCUUCACCAGUAUUUUCAUAUUUGCUUUGUAACUGGAAUGAGGCUCAAAACAGCCAUUGUUGGUGUAAUUUAUCGAAAGGCACUUGUUAUCACAAAUUCUGCUAGGAAAACUUCUACUGUGGGUGAGAUUGUGAAUCUGAUGUCUGUGGAUGCUCAGAGAUUCAUGGACUUGGCUACCUAUAUAAACAUGGUUUGGUCUGCCCCUUUCCAGGUGAUGCUGGCACUGUACUUGCUGUGGCGGAAUUUAGGUCCUUCUGUGCUGGCAGGUGUGGCUGUCAUGGUCCUUCUGGUUCCAAUAAAUGCUGUGAUGGCAAUGAAGACAAAAACCUACCAGGUGGCUCAAAUGAAGAGCAAAGACAACAGAAUUAAGCUGAUGAAUGAAAUUCUCAAUGGGAUUAAAGUUCUGAAACUUUAUGCUUGGGAAUUAGCCUUUAGAGAGAAGGUAUUAGAGAUCAGACAGAAAGAACUCCAAGUCCUAAAAAAAUCUGCUUACCUUGCUGCAAUGGCAACCUUCACUUGGGUCUGUGCUCCAUUUUUGGUUGCCCUGUCCACAUUUGCUGUGUAUGUCACAGUAGACAAGAAGAACAUCUUGGAUGCUCAGAAGGCCUUUGUUUCUCUGGCAUUAUUCAACAUCCUCAGGUUUCCACUGAACAUGCUUCCUAUGGUCAUCAGCAACAUAGUAGAAGCCAGUGUCUCCUUGAAGCGCCUCAGGGUGUUCCUGUCUCAUGAAGAGUUAGAUCCAGACAGCAUAGUCAGGGGUCCCAUCAAAGAGGCUGAAGGAUGCAUUGUUGUGAAGAAUGCAACGUUUAGCUGGGCCAAAACUGAUCCUCCUUUGCUGAACAGCAUUAAUUUCACUGUUCCUGAAGGCUCCUUGGUGGCUGUUGUUGGUCAAGUUGGCUGUGGAAAGUCUUCACUUCUGUCUGCAUUACUGGGGGAGAUGGACAAAAAGGAAGGCUACGUGGUUGUCAAGGGCUCUGUAGCCUACGUUCCUCAGCAAGCCUGGGUCCAAAAUGCAACUCUGGAAGAUAACAUUAUCUUUGGAAGGGAGAUGAGUGAGAGCCGGUACAAGCGUGUGAUUGAGGCUUGUGCCCUGCUGCCUGAUAUAGAGAUUCUUCCUUCAGGAGACAAAACAGAAAUAGGAGAAAAGGGUGUGAAUUUGUCUGGAGGACAGAAACAGCGAGUCAGUCUUGCUCGGGCAGUUUACUGCAAUGCAGAUGUCUAUUUACUUGAUGAUCCUUUAUCAGCUGUUGAUGCUCAUGUUGGGAAACAUAUUUUUGAAAAAGUUAUCGGACCAAAAGGAAUCCUGAGAAAUAAAACACGUGUUUUGGUAACCCAUGCAAUCAACUAUCUGCCUCAAAUGGAUACCAUUCUGGUAAUGACUGAUGGAGAAAUCUCUGAGAUGGGCUCUUACCAGGAGCUGCUGGAGCAAGAUGGGGCUUUUGCUGAGUUUCUUCGUACCUACGCCAAUGCUGAACAAACCAUGGAGAACAGUGAUACAAACAGUCCAUCUGCAAAGGAAGGCAAGCCUAUAGAAAAUGGAGGCCUUGUAAAUGAAGCCCCUGGGAAGCUGAUGCAUAGGCAACUCAGUAACUCUUCAACAUACAGCAGAGAUGCUGGGAAGCCACAGCACCAGAGCAGCACAGCAGAGCUGCAGAAGCCUCUUGCUGAGAAGAAUUCCUGGAAGCUGACAGAGGCUGACACAGCAAAGACUGGGAGGGUAAAGGCAUCAGUGUACUGGGACUACAUGAAAGCAAUUGGACUCUUUAUGUCUUUCUUGGCCAUUUUCCUCUUUAUGUGUAAUCAUAUAGCCUCCUUGGCUUCCAACUAUUGGCUGAGUUUAUGGACAGAUGAUCCUGUUAUCAAUGGGACACAGCAGAACACAACUCUCAGACUGGGAGUAUAUGGAGCACUGGGAAUUUCUCAAGGUAUUGCUGUGUUUGGCUACUCAAUGGUUGUGUCAAUAGGAGGAAUCUUUGCAUCACGACACCUGCACCUUAACCUGCUGCACAAUGUGCUCAGGUCUCCAAUGAGUUUUUUUGAGCGUACUCCUAGUGGGAACCUGGUGAACCGUUUCUCCAAGGAGAUAGACACCAUUGACUCCACCAUUCCACCCAUCAUCAAGAUGUUCAUGGGCUCCACAUUUAACGUGAUUGGGGCCUGUAUCAUCAUUCUGCUGGCCACACCUAUAGCUGCUGUCAUCAUUCCACCUCUGGGACUUGUCUACUUGUUUGUGCAGAGAUUUUAUGUGGCCACUUCACGGCAGCUGAAGCGCCUGGAGUCUGUCAGUCGUUCUCCCGUGUAUUCCCACUUCAAUGAGACUCUCCUGGGAGUCAGUGUCAUCCGAGCCUUUGAGGAGCAGAAACGUUUCAUCAAGCAGAAUGACAUGAAGGUGGAUGAGAAUCAGAAAGCUUAUUACCCAAGCAUUGUUGCAAACAGGUGGCUGGCUGUCCGUCUGGAGUAUGUGGGGAACUGCAUUGUCCUGUUUGCAGCGCUGUUUGCAGUGAUUGCGCGCAACAAACUCAGCGCAGGGCUGGUUGGCCUCUCGGUGUCCUACUCACUGCAGAUUACAGCAUACUUGAACUGGCUGGUUCGCAUGUCCUCCGAGCUGGAAACCAACAUUGUUGCUGUUGAAAGAGUCAAAGAAUACUCUGAAAUGGAGAAGGAGGCUGAGUGGAGCAUUGAGCAAACAGCCCCAGCCAGUAGCUGGCCCGAGGAGGGGAAGGUGGAGUUCCGAGGCUACGGUCUGCGCUACCGUGAGGACUUGGACCUGGUUCUGAAAAACAUAAAUGUUACCAUCAGUGGGGGUGAAAAGAUUGGAAUAGUUGGAAGAACAGGAGCUGGAAAAUCCUCACUUACUUUGGGUUUGUUUCGGAUUAAUGAAGCAGCUGAAGGUGAAAUUAUUAUUGAUGGGAUUAAUAUUGCAAAGAUUGGGCUCCAUGACUUGAGGUUCAAGAUCACCAUCAUCCCUCAGGAUCCAAUAUUGUUUUCUGGCUCUCUGCGUAUGAACCUUGAUCCUUUUGACCAACACUCUGAUGAAGACAUUUGGAGGUCUUUGGAAUUGGCUCACCUGAAAAACUUUGUGUCAUCCCUUCCUGAUAAACUGAAUCAUGAAUGUGCUGAGGGUGGUGAGAACCUCAGUGUGGGGCAGCGCCAGCUGGUGUGCCUGGCACGAGCUCUGCUCAGGAAGUCCAAAAUCCUGGUUCUGGAUGAAGCCACAGCUGCUGUUGAUCUUGAAACAGAUAAGCUCAUACAGUCAACUAUAAAGUCUCAAUUUGAAGAAUGUACUGUGUUAACUAUAGCACAUAGGCUGAACACAAUCAUGGACUACACGAGCUGCCUCUGCACAGAGCUGCUGGAAUCCCUGUUUUGAGGGAUAGGGUAUGUGUGUUCUGGCUUGUGGUGGCUGUGCUUGGCCUGGGAGCUCCUCCUGUCCCUCUGUCACACUGUUGUGCUGCUGCUGUUGUGCUGCUCCUGCCUGGGCAAACUGGGAAGGGGAGAGAGGCAAGACAAGUUCCUGGGUCUUGCCAUAAUUUAGGCACAGACAGCAUAAGGAGUCCAAAGGGGCAGAUCCUGCCCUCUGAAGUUGAUUUGGUGUUUCACUUUCCAUCCCUUCUGGUUAUAGUUCAUACAGCCUCCCUCAUGCUUGGCUGCCUUGCUGAGGUGCAGUUGAGGGCCGGGUUGUUGUCAUCUCAUAUUUCAAUUUUAGGCUCUCUUGUCCCUUUUCCCACAGAAUGGCAAAGUGACCAGUGGUAGGAUUUCAGUGUACCUUUGUACCCUGUGUUUGUGGUGUCAGUAGUGACAGAUCAGAGAGAGGAGCACUGCCAGCAGGGGAGCACCCAACUCGGCUGUGGCAGUGGUGCCACCAGGCAGCAGCCCCUGCCAGGGGCUUGGUGACCAUCUCUGCAGUGCCUUGCCAUCUGUGGGGGAAGCUGGAACAGUGCUUGAACAGUGAGCUGACCACUGACUUGGUGGACUUCCUUGUGCCAGUUGCAUGUUUUUGUUUUGUCACAGAAGGUGUGUAAUAGCAGCUGGUGUGGAGAGGUGGUAAGGGAAGGUUAUCCCAGCUCUUGCAGGGUCUUACAGGCCCUCACACCUUGACAAGUGCUGCCAGUUCACUCCUGGCUCAGAGCACAGUCCAGAGUCUCCCCUGCAGGAGGAGAUGGGUAACCAUGCACUGUGUCUGCAGAUGGCUGGGUAGCCAUGUGCUAUAUAAACAAUGCACCACACAGAUCAUCUGCAGAGAGGUGGGCAAGGACAGGAAACCUCAGCCUGUUCACACAGUCAGCACUGUCUUCAUUUGCAAUAACAGCUGCAGUCUCUGUACUCAUAUAUCCAUGUUCACUGGCUUUCUGGAUCAUCUUGUGACUUUUUUUUUUUUUUUCCAUCUCCUUACAGAGUUUUAGUCCUGGAGAGAGGAGAAGUGGUGGAGUGUGGUACCCCAGACCAACUACUUCAGGAAAAAGGCAUUUUCUAUAGUAUGGCCAAAGAUUCAGGCUUGGUGUAGCAUUUGAACUUGGCUAUUUACUGUGGGGAAGAGGGAGGUGAUCCAUUUGCAGAACUGUAACUUCUCCUGAGCUGGACGGAACCCGAACCAUACAGCUGAGUUUCAGACACAGUGAAGUUAACUAGAGCAUGGCAAUGGAAGCAACAUAAAGAUGCAAUUUUUUUCUUGUUUUUUAUUUCUCCUUAGUAUUGAUUUUAGCCGCCUAGGAGAAGCUCAUGCACUGUGCAAGACACUUCAGAGACUCCUGUUUUUUGCCUGAAAUCUGCCAUUAUACGCUCAAAUGUACGGCAGAGUGAUUAAUCAGAGAAAUUCAGAAAAGCUUUUUUCUUCUCAUCUUCUCUUAUGUUCUGUAGUUCUCUCUCCCCCCACCCUUUUUUAAACAUUUUUGCAAGCGUUAGUUAUUUGCUUGUUUGUGGAUUCCUCAUUUCAUGAGCCGUCUAUUGUGGGAUGCACUCGGAACAUUUUGUGACAUAUAGUACUAUAGUCCAAAGAUUUUACUUCUUGUGAAAUAAAAUAUGUGCCAGACUUUCUCAUUAUGGCAUUUACUGUACAUGGUUAAUGCUUUAUGCAUUGUCCUAAAGGUUUCAUGUGUUUACAGCGUAGAGCAGCAAGUUCACUGUCAUGUCAGUAGUGCUGAUGUGAAAAAGCACAGUCAACUUCCAAGCAGUAUUUUAGCGUGUCUAGAAUGACAAUCAUUCCAGAACCAAAUGGUGCAGCGUUGCUGUGUGCAGUCCCUGAUCUUACACCCAGCUCACUCAGGAAUUCCAGCUGGGGUGCCCAGUGCUGGUGACACCUGUGGGGAUGAGGCUGAGCAGUGAGGAUUCACCUGAGCAGAGGCUGCGGGCUCAGGGUGACGUUGAUUGUAACACCCUUGACUUUGGCAGUUCUGUGCUUUCAUAGCAGCUCUGCCACAUCAAGGACCAUUAGCCUUAUAUCAAAGAAACAUGCCCUUCAUGCUGCUGCUGUUGACUCUUAAGUUUUGUGGGAAAAUGUUCUGUUGUUUAAAAAGAAUAAUUAGUGUUUUUAAAGGCGUAUGUCGGAAGGGUCUAACAAAAUGGCAGUGGAGUCUGGUUGAACUUUCAUCUUUUUGUGGUAAGAAAAAAGUUACUUUUCUAAUGUUCUGAUUAGUCUUAUUUUAAAGGAAAAUGCUGGAAGAAAGCAAACUAAGUCAGAUGGAUCCAGAUACUCAGCACUGAGAAUGUGGACUUCUGUGACUGAUAUUGCUGACCUUAAUACUAGACAAUUGUUGUCCUUAGAGUAAAGCUAUUUAUUUUUUUUUGUAAAUUAUGACUCUCUGAAAUUGAAUAAAAUGAAAAUUUCUUUGGUAUUUUUUGUAAUGACAAUGCAAAUAUUUGCAAAGAACUUGCAGUAAAAAAUUGUUUGAAAGAAAA